Messenger RNA from Musa acuminata AAA Group (dessert banana), 915 nucleotides. RefSeq names its product 36.4 kDa proline-rich protein-like. Bases 68 to 775 code for a protein of 235 amino acids. The record is from RefSeq and is a predicted model, not a curated record. NCBI's taxonomy places the organism in Eukaryota, Viridiplantae, Streptophyta, Magnoliopsida, Zingiberales, Musaceae. The transcript has 2 exons.
CUCCCCAAGCCUUCCACACCAAACACACUGCAGGAGUCCCAUAGCUGAAGGAGUGAUUCCUUCAACGAUGGACUCCUCCAAGAUCUCAGCCAUCCUCAUUACCUUCAUGCUCUUCCUCUCCUCCGUUUCCCCCGUCGUUUCUGCUGGCACCUGUCCCCCCACCAAGCACAAGCCACCCAAGUCCAAGCACCAUAAGCCGAAGACCCCCACUCACAAACCACCCAUCACCAUCCCGCCGGUCGUCGGCAAACCACCCAUCACGGUCCCACCAGUCAUCGGCAAACCCCCCAUCACCGUCCCGCCGGUCAUCGGUAAACCACCCAUCACAGUCCCGCCGGUCAUCGGCAAGCCACCUAUAACGGUUCCACCCAUCACCGUGCCACCAGUGAUCGGAAAACCACCCAUUACGGAGCCCCCAGUGGUCGGCGUGCCCCCCGUUGUCAUCCCCCCGACACUCCCGCCCAGGAACACUCCCUGCCCUCCUCCUCCUCCGCCUCCAGCUCCACCAGCGUCGCCGAGUUGCCCCGUCGACACGCUUAAGGUCGGCGCGUGCGUUGAUUUGCUGGGAGGGCUCGUGCACAUCGGCAUCGGCGAUCCCGUGGUGAACCGGUGUUGUCCUUUGCUGCAAGGACUUGUCGAGAUCGAGGCUGCAGUUUGUCUGUGCACCAGCAUCAAGCUGAAGCUUCUCAAUAUCAACAUCUACCUGCCGCUGGCACUGCAGUUGCUGCUUACUUGCGGGAAGACUCCACCGCCCGGUUACACAUGCACCAUCUAGAGCGUAGUCAAAGGUUGACGAGAGGACACGGGGAUGUCCGACCCACUGUCCAAGUGAAAGAGGAAUGCAUUCAUUCCCUUGUAGUUUCAGUAUGUUGUGCUCAAGUCUGAUAAUAAACAACCGUUGGAAUCUCCAUCUCA